Molecule: messenger RNA, 405 nt
Organism: Enterobius vermicularis (human pinworm)
Lineage: Eukaryota; Metazoa; Nematoda; Chromadorea; Rhabditida; Oxyuridae
Source: the annotation of a GenBank genome assembly
GCAGAAAGUAGUGCUGGUUUUUUACGCGCAGCUCGUGCUGGUAAUUUGAAUAGAGUACUUGAUUUAUUACGUUCCGGAACAGAUAUAAAUACUUGUAAUGCAAAUGGUCUUAAUGCGUUACAUUUGGCUUCAAAAGAGGGACAUCAUGAAGUUGUUCGUGAAUUGUUAAAACGUAAAGCAUUGGUUGAUGCAGCAACAAAGAAAGGAAAUACAGCACUUCAUAUAGCAUCUUUAGCCGGUCAGGAACUUAUUGUUACGAUAUUAGUGGAAAACGGUGCAAAUGUAAACGUUCAGUCGUUGAAUGGCUUUACGCCACUAUAUAUGGCAGCACAAGAGAAUCAUGAAUCUGUUGUCCGUUAUUUGUUGGCACACGGAGCAAAUCAAGCAUUGGCAACAGAUGAUUAA